AUGAUGAUGCACAUCAUACUUGGCAGUGACUACCUCGUCGCCCACGACGGGGUCAUGUAUUUUCGGAACGGGAAUACAAGGUUCUUCGAGAAGUACGAGGGUCUCGUGCCAGAGAUUGUGUAUGCUGCCCUGAAGGAGUACCUCUUGACUUUAGAAGGGCUUUUCCGGUCUUUUACUGGCGAGGCUCGGAAGGCGUUCGCCGCGUGGCGCGACAACGCCAUCUUCGACAGAGGAGGCAAGGGCGGCGGCAAGGGCGGCGGCAUGGGGUGCGCGGGGGAAUCUGCCGCAGAAUUCGAUGCCCUCUCGCAGAUAGAGGCGCAAGGGCUGGAUGGCGAUGCGCACGCGCCGGCGGACGACAGCGCCGCGCGCAGUGCGCCGUGGUAUAUCACGAUCGCAGUGAGCGUUGCUCGAGUUGGGCGAAGCUUACAGAUCCAGAUGAUUCAGAACAAGUUGCCGUCGUUUUACUGCGAGUGGUGCGAGACUCCGCGCCCCUCGCUCAGAGGCGUCGCCCGCCCCGACAUCGCGUUCGUCUACGACCUGGGCGGAGCCCCGAUGAAGCAAAUCGCGAAUGAGCAGACGUUCUGGGCAAACGCCGCCGCGCACAAAGUGUGCAUGGCCGCCCUCGCUCUGGCGAAGGGAGGGUUGAACAUCGACCAGCUGUUCUUCUUCUGGGGAGCUGGCGGCGUCGGGCUUUCGCUGAUGACGGCCCAUCUCGACGCCGUGCUCGGGCACUCCAACCACAAGUAUUUCGACCCGCACGUGUUCUACCUGGAUGAGGAGAUGCGGAAGACGGUGGAGUCGCUCAAAGGCACGAUCGCUCUCGCGGCACAGGAGAAGCCAGAAGGCUUGAGGAAGAGCUUCCGGGAGGACUUGUUCAAGAAACUGGCGUCUGCCGACGGCAUCUUUGGUCGACUCCCGUAUCAAAUUUUGACAAAGGGCGCAUUCCACGCCAUUUACCGGAGGUCUCUUCUGAUCAAGAUUUUUGCUAGGCUUGUCGAUGCGGAAUACAUCAGGCGCGCCCUGCUGGACGCAGAGAAGUACGGCAUCUUCCCGCGGGCGCUGGAUCUGAAGCCGUUCAUGCAGUCGGGGCCCGCCAUCGCGGCCGGUCUGCAACGACAGCUGGGCUUCGAACGGAAAAAUGGCGAGGCGGCAUCGAGGUCGCUGAUAGAUGACUACUGCCUGCGCGGAGGAGGUAAUGGGAUCACGGAGAAAUGCAUGCGACAGGCGUGUCUUCUCCCGGAGCCGAGCAGGCCGAAGCCUGGCGGCCAGAGCAACGCGGCUGCCCCGCCGCCCGGCGUCGACUUCGAAGUCGGAGUGGGCGAGUCGCAGGACGCGGAAGAGCCCAUGGCGCGGUUGCGCCGCCAACUCCUCCAUCAGAUGCUCGAGCGGAGCUUCGACGCCUUGACAUUUUCAUAUUUCAGGCAGAUGUCUACAGGGCAGAUUCAAGGCUUGCCGGAGAAGAAACCGACGCUGUGGAAGGCGAUGGAGGAGUCCGCCGGAUGGUCGAAAGGUGGUUUGCAUGGCAAAGCGAAGGACAGACUUUCACCAAAAUUGUUGACCACUCGCAAAUUCGAUGAUAUUGUGCCGGCGCCGAACGUGGAAGAGCCGACCGUGCUCCCGGAACAGUGGGACCGCGCGGCGCUGAGCCGUUACGCGAACGGCAACGCUUGUCGCAAGCACAACGUCGACAUCAUGAUUGCGACCUUGGGGGCCGUCCCAAAGCCGCGCGGGCGGAAGAAACGCGGAACUGAGCCCGAGGUGGGCGGCGACGCCCAUCUGCGCGCGGUCGGCGCGUCCAUUCAGGCAGCAGAGCUCACCCUGGAAGCGUUGCUCGAGAGCGCGCGCGAGAGGCCGACCGUGGUGCCAGCCGACGCACCAGCGGAGAAGAGGAGGAACAUCGGUGUGAAGAAGAGCUUCAGCGGUGGCAUCGACUUGGCAGAGCGCGGCAUCUCCUACGCGCAUCAACGCACGGCGGCCCGUCGCUUCGCGGAUGGCCCGGCGGCGCAGGGGUGCCCGGCGCGCGCGCUACAUUCGAUGCUGGAAGGCACCGUUGAUCUCGACAUCCACAGCGCGGUCCUGACCGUCACCUGGCAGCUCGUGGAGAAAAUGGACAUGGUCGACAAGAACCUGUUCAACGAGGAGUUAGAGUUGCUGAAGCGGCUGGCUGAGAACAGGGACGAGGUACUGCGGAGCGAGUUGCGGGACAUGGGGCCCGAGGCGGCCAGGCGCUUCUUACUCGAGAUCAUCGGCGGGGCCCGUUCUUUCGACGCCGAUGCCAGGCCAUUCGCCAAAAAGUUGCAACGCGUGAGCCGCGUGCUGCGGUGGCUGGCGUGCUCGGCAUUGCCCGAGGUAUACGAGAGCUUCUGCCACGACGCCGCGCAGGGCGACGGCGAGAAGACAGGGAAAUGGCCGGAGGGACAAACGUUCUCGACUUUCUACCAGCGUGCGGAAGACUACAUCCUCGGUCAGUGGCAGACGUGGGUGCUAGCGCAGCCGGUGAAGCAUCUGUCUCUGCAUUUCGACGGCGUCAGGAUCAGCCGGGACGCGGUGCUCGCCAACCAUGCCACCGUGGCGGACUUCGCCGCUGACGCGAGUGCCCAUAUCGCGAGGGAAACAGGCUUCGUAGUCAAAAUCACAGAGAAGACACACCCGAAGAUCGCGGAGGCACUGACGAGCUGCGAGGCGUGGCGGCCAACGGAUGCGCUUUCGGCGCCCAACGACCUACUGAGGCCCGGCAAUGGUAUUCUGCUGGCGCUGUGGCGAUGCGGCGACGCCAGGGUGUCCGCGUCCGUCGAAUCUUGCGCCGGCGCCACGUCCGUGGAGAGCAGUGCUGCCAGCGUAGAGAAAGGGAGGACGUACGCGGAGUGUUGCGUGGCACACGGCGUGUCAAUGAUGCCGCAGCUGGGCUUCGAUGCUCGCGAGCAGGGGCGCAAUCUUCUCCACGUGGACGGGCACGGUUCGCCAUCGUGCGCACUCGUCCACGUGGGGGCGGAGCUCGACAAGGCGACGGUUUAUUUUCAUGGCCAAGUCGGCGAGGUGAGUCUGGCAGAGAUCCAUGAUGCCGUCCUCGCCGGGCGAGACUCGAGGUUAGCAGUCACGUUUCGCGUGAAUUUGUCCCCGGCGGCGCAGGCGGCCGCCGAAGACAGCCGCGGCGCCGGGCCCUUGGCAGCGCUCUUGAAUAUGAUGGCGUGA
Messenger RNA from Prorocentrum cordatum, 3192 nucleotides. The record is from the annotation of a GenBank genome assembly. NCBI's taxonomy places the organism in Eukaryota, Dinophyceae, Prorocentrales, Prorocentraceae.